ACAUCACCUCACGCAGCAGUGCUGUGUAGUGUCGUGUCAUCCCGCGGUACGUCAACGAUCCUCUAGAACCGAAGGCAAGGAUCGAUCGGGUCGGAGGUACACUCUGCGAUUACCGGGGCCGGUUGAUCGCCGGUGUAUUGUAGAGUGAAGAAAAUGAUCCCGCGGUGACCGCAGAGGUGAAGGAAGUGAUAGCUCGAUGGUACGCGCGAUCUUUUGACACGGGUAGAAAGUGAUUUAUUGAAAUAUUUGGAUUCGAGAGAAUUUCGGAAACCUCAGAGAAGUGAAUCUAUUUUGUACAAACAAGAUCUUACAUUGAUCAAACUUAUCGUGAUGAUAAAAGACCAGCGCGUUGUGAUCGAAACUGUUCGUUGAGAAUGAAAGUAGAUUGAGAAUCUAGUGUCAAUCGAGAGAAUUUUCAGCAUCCGCUAAAAUAAUGAGUACCUCGAUAAUCGUGUUCUGAGUGAAAGAGAAGAGGAAUCUGGUGAUAUAAUUGAAAACUUCAUUGCGAUCGAGGAUUCUCAAGACAGAUAUUACUCGACGAGCGGCAAAGUGGAAGGCGCCGAAGGAAAGACAUUCAGCGAAGGUGUCAAUCGACGGCAUCUUAUUGACAUUUCCGUGACAUUUAAUACGCGAUUCGAGUCUAGUGCCAGACGACACCUUUUCGUGUAACACGCGUCACGGCGAAAUAUUUCGCGAGAAGUGUGUUAUCGUCGACGUGACGAGCAGAGAGGCGAUAGAGAGGGAGUGAGACGAGGACGAAAUGAGUGGGUGACGCGUCCUCCGUGCCUUAUCAGCGGCUCAACCCGAGUGUGGUGACUGCGAAAAGUCAUCCAAAGACUUAUCUGUCUCUCGGAAUUCUUCACUUGCACGUGCACAAUCUCAAUAAUAGGAAGCGGACCUGCGUUUUCCAAUAAGUCAAUUUUGAAUCUGAUCGAGCGAGCGAGAGAGAGAGACAGAGAACUCUUUGCAACAGGUGAUUUCCUAAAACAACGAACGGUUCUCCCGCGAUUUGCAACAGGCGGAACCGAAGAUUCCUCGCUCGGUUGGUGGUUGACACUGAUAGCCAAACUGGACAUUCUUACCGCCACGUCGGGAAGAACGGAGUGGAGAUGUCCGAGGGUCGCUGAGAGAAUGAGGGAGCUGGACACCGAGAGCCCUGUCGUCUGGCCGGCCUGGUGUUACACUGGUGAGGUGUCGGGCGAAAACGUGUCCGCGGGCACGGGACCAGCACGUGGCGGUGAUCGUGGAGAAGCGGCGGAUUUAGGUACGCACUCGGAAAACAACGACGGGGCCACCCUGGCAGCGAACACAGCGGUCGACGCCAGGGGCGGAAGCCCUCAGGGUGCCCACCUGUCCGGUGCGGCGACCCCCAGACCUCCAAGGGGUAGAAGGCGGCAGAAUCAGAAUGGCCUCGACACGACCCAAGUUAAAACAGAACGACUCACGCCUGACAAUAACUCGACAUCGUCGAGGAGCGUGACGCCUUCUUCGUCGAGUCAUCCGGGGACGCCGCCAAAUGCUACGCCUUUGGGAGGACCCGAGGGUCCACCGCCACCCCAUCACCUCAAGCACAUGGAACAGAUGAUGGGGCGAAAUUAUAGCGAUUUCAUGAGAAGUCUCGCCGCCAAAUACAACAAUGCCAACCCCAAUGAUUACUUCAGUACGUCAAGGAAUGGAUAUCCUCCGGGCUUAGAUCCGAGGUUUCCGGCCUUCAAGACCGCUGCGACGCCAUUUGUUGGUCUGAUGGCGCCUUUAGGGGCACCGCAACCACCGACUGUCCCGACGACCUCGCCUCUCUCCAACAAAGACCCGAAAGAACAAAAACAGGAUAGUCUCUUUGGCAAUCCUGUGUUCCCGCCUAUGAUCGAUAUGUCUUCUACUCAGGCUCUUCUUCACAUGGUGCGCACUGCCAAUGCGGCUCAAAACGCAGCUGAAUUGGAAACAUACCUCAAAGGUGCGAACAAAAGAGACGCGGGAGUGACGAGCCCUUUGGAUCUUUCGAGUCCCGGUGGCUUCGCGCCUCGCAAGCGGCAAAGGCCGGAAACAAGGAGAUCCGAAAGCGUGUCUCCCAAGCCGAAACCUACCGCGAGACCGAUCACACCUCCCCCAGUCAGAUGUCCGACGCUCUACGCUCACAUGCCCUGCGGCGACGGACAAGCCGUGAAUCGCUGGACCAUCGAGGAUGUCGUCAAUUACGUCUCGUCGAUCGACAUCUGCGCCGAGUACGCACAGAACUUUCGGGAGCACCGUAUAGACGGUGCCGCGCUACCGCUUCUCUCGGAGAAUCACCUGACGGGCACGAUAGGCAUGAAGCUCGGUCCAGCCUUGAAGCUGCGCAUAAUGCUGGCCCGAAAGAUCGGCGCCUGCACGGUCUGUCUGCAUUGCGCCCACUGCCAUCAAACACCGCUACCGGCGCUCAGCGCGGCGGGCACGGCCGCGGCGGUGACGCAACAGCAACAGCAGCAACAACCACAGCAGCAGCAACAGCAACAGACGCCGGGCCGGCGACCCAGCAGCACCGGAAACUGACAAACAAUGGCGGAGACUCCCCCACUGGGGUCCGAGACAGUAGCGGUCGUCGUGACGCCAUCGUCGCCGUCUCCGGACCUGAAUCGGGCCCUCAGGAUAGAACGGCGCGUACCCCGUCCGGUACGCAAGCCGGAAGUCGUCUUCAAGAAGCCUAUCAAACAGUGACAUUAAGGAAGACGAUUUCAUGUAUUAGGGAAAGUGGAGACUCCGCCUGUUGUCAGUGACCAAGAAUUCAGAAGGACUCUUAGGUAGGAGAAUUCAGACUGGAAUUUAGCUGAGACUAGGUAGGAAGUGAGUAAGAAAGAGAGAGAGAAAGGGACGGAAAGAGAGAGAGAGAGAGAGAGAGAGAGAGCAGAGACUUUGAUUGACAUUAACGCAUAAAACUAAGUAUGAAUUGUGAGUGCUCAAAAAAGAGAUUUUUGAGCAUUCGUUCGAACGUCAAGAGAGAGAGAGAGAGAGAGAGAGAGAGAGAGAGAGAGAGAGAGAGAGAGAGAGAGAGAGAGAGAGAGAGAGAGAGAGAGAGACCUGGAGAACUGUAGAUUAGUAAAUUAAAAAUUAUAACUGCGAUGACAAAUUAUAGGACUUGAACAAGGCAAAACGAUGGAGGCACGUUAUUUAAUUGCGUGUAGUGUAAAAUUAAUCGCACGCGAUAAAAGAGUGAGACAAAUUCAACUCUUAAGAUUUUUUUAACAUUUUAACUGAAUGAAUAAUGUUUAGAUAGCUACAUAGAAAAAUAUUUUUUAAAACUCUAUAAAUGCGAUAUAACAAGUGAAAAUAUUGAGUAGUACAAUCGCGAGAAUAGAAGUUUAAUUGAAUCACGAUCGUAUAUAUAUCGUUACGAGAAUAAAUUUAUGACAAAUAUAGAAUACUAGCAAAAUAACAACGAUUUCUAAAAUAUAUUUGUUGAUAAAAAUAAAAUACAUUUCAAAGGACCUAAGCGGAACAAUUCAAAGUUUGAGAUUUCAUUUUUAUUCGCAUC
Camponotus floridanus (Florida carpenter ant) is the source of this 3508-nucleotide messenger RNA. RefSeq lists its product as uncharacterized. The coding region runs from base 1132 to 2529 and encodes 465 amino acids. Gene Ontology annotation, cellular component: PRC1 complex. The record is from RefSeq and is a predicted model, not a curated record. Gene Ontology annotation, molecular function: protein binding. NCBI's taxonomy places the organism in Eukaryota, Metazoa, Arthropoda, Insecta, Hymenoptera, Formicidae. The transcript has 6 exons.